AGGUUGAUCUCCAGAACCUGGACUCCAUCCUGGACAGCAUGGGAGCCCAUUUAACCAAUGAGGAGCUGCAAGAGGCAUUGAAACAUGUGACUGUUGAUGCGGACGGGAAGGUGAAUUUGGGCGAAUUUAUGAAGGAGGUGAGGGCUGUCCAGAAAUUGCCCCCAGGGGAAGAGGACAAAGUGGAUGUGGGGAACCUGGACUCCGUGCUGGCCAACAUGGGGAUCCAUUUAACCCAGGAGGAGCUGCAGGAGGCGUUGAAGCACAGCCCUGUUGACAGGGACGGGACAGUCGGCCUGAGGGCGUUUAUGAAGAGCGUGAUGAGUACGCGGAGACCGUCCCAGGCUGAAAGGGACAGAGUUGAUCCUCAUCACCUGGACUCCAUCCUGGCCCACAUGGGGAUCUUCUUAACCCAUGAGGAGCUGCAGGAGGCGCUGAAAUUCGUGACGGUGGAUGCCGAUGGGAAGGUGAAUUUGAGCCAAUUCAUGCGAGGAGUGAGUGCUGCCCAGCCAAUGACCCAAAGACCUGAGAAACCUCAGACGACCUUUGGCCCCAUCUCUGAGACCAAUAUGACUCUGAAAUCCCUGCCGAAGAAGAUGAUGUUGAAACCCCUGCCAAAAAAGACCAGCGGGGAGUUAUCUGGCAUCCUCCUAGACAAGAAUAAGUGCAAAGCAGUAAAGCAUCUGACCAGGGACCAACUAGAAGCUUUCCACCAGGCCUACAGUUUCUUCAGUAAGGACGCAGAUGGCAGUAUUGACCUACAAGGCUUGGAGACGACUGCAAAGAAGCUGGGGAUUAGUUUAACCGAACAAGAGGCCUACGACGAGCUGUCAUAUGCUGAUGUGGACGGAGAUGGGAAAGUGAACUUCUCUGAUUUUCUGACCAUUGUCACCGACAACAAGCGCUUCAUCCAGGCUGUAGCCCCCGAGAAAGGCAGCCUGGAGGACUUUGAUUCCAUCAACGCCACGGGAAUCCUGCUCUUUGAGGUCCUGUCAAAGCUGGUGGAAAUGUCGGCUCUGCCCCGGAAGGCCAUGCUUGAAAUAGUCAGUUACUACCGACAGAAGUUCCUGGUGUCCACUGGCAGGAGGGCCUGGAUAGAUGCUGGCAGCUUAAUGGACCAUGGGAAGGGGCUCCACACACUCCGAAAAGCCCCAACUCCUCAGAGAGGCAGAGUCACUCCUAUGUCUGCCUUUGCGGGUGCUGCCCGCAUCUCAGUGAUGAAUGACAAAGAGCUGGAAGCCUACGUGGAAACCCUCAAGGCAAGCAGUGUCCCCUCUGACAGUCCUUAUGCUCAGGUACCCAUCUUCCCAUUGCUUCCCAACCGGAAUGGAAUGACAAUACCGAAGCCAAAAAAAGACUUGCAGAAGCUGGAGAUGCAGAGAAGGAAAGAGCCUAUAUCAUCGUUUGAAAACCAUUUUUUCCAUAAAAGAAACUGGCUGCGUGAGGCAACUGCGUUCAAACCUCCUGAUUACUUCAGAGAUCGGAAAACCUCCCUUAGUCUCGGCACUCACUUGAUGGAGAGGCGACACCGUUUGACUAUAGAAGACCUGCGUGAGAUACGACUAGAUGUGAAAAGGGUAACUGAAAUGUACAAGGAGGGGAUGGCACUCAAGGAGAGGAACAGGAUGCUGAGACUGUGGCGGAGGUUGCACGGUGGGCAGAUUGGGCUGGAGUCAGGGAACCACAGCUUCUACCACACUUUCUCCACCUACUCCUGGUCAUGGAACGCUCGCCAAGAGCUGGUGACACCCAACGAACUUCAGCAGUACGAUAACAAACUGUACCGCAGAGAACAUUCCUCAGCCCGCUCCGAUGACAGCGAAGUCAAGGGUGGGAUAAGGAAAGGAAAAGAAAGGAAAUGAGAAGAAAGAGCCAUAUUGCUCCAUUUUCUUAUCACUGUUGACUACUGUCCUCCUUCACAUCCCAUUAUUUUUCCCUAUAACAGUCUCAGGCUCUUACACAGGUGACACUGUCUGAGGGUAAAGAA
Messenger RNA from Trachemys scripta elegans, 1984 nucleotides. It is a transcript of the gene EFCAB3, whose product is annotated as EF-hand calcium binding domain 3. Gene Ontology annotation, molecular function: calcium ion binding. Bases 39 to 1859 code for a protein of 606 amino acids. The record is from RefSeq and is a predicted model, not a curated record. The transcript is spliced from 15 exons. NCBI's taxonomy places the organism in Eukaryota, Metazoa, Chordata, Testudines, Emydidae.